Molecule: messenger RNA, 5173 nt
Organism: Eriocheir sinensis (Chinese mitten crab)
Lineage: Eukaryota; Metazoa; Arthropoda; Malacostraca; Decapoda; Varunidae
Product: monocarboxylate transporter 9-like
Exons: 12
Coding region: 300-2087 (595 amino acids)
Biological process (GO): monocarboxylic acid transport; transmembrane transport
Molecular function (GO): monocarboxylic acid transmembrane transporter activity
Source: RefSeq, a predicted model, not a curated record
AUCAACUGGUCAGGCAUCGCUCAGCACGCCGGUCGCCGAUGCAGCUGGAACUCAGUUGAAAAUCAGUCUCUCGAGGUGAUGGGCGUGAGUCAGCCGCGGUUCUGAUGUCUUGAGAGAGAAAGAUUCAUAGAUCAAAGAGAGACAGAAUUGUGCCUUCGGGACGGGAGCCAGCAGCCAAAAAUCGCACGUUCUCUGUUCUCACACCUGAAUUCUUUCUUCCUAUAAGAAACAUCACCACAUACACCACCACCACCACCAUCAACACCAUUACCACCACCAACAACACAAGCGCAUAGGCGAUGAAGGGGAAAGUGGUGGCCGAGGACAAGGUGGGGGAAACUCCUGAGUGGACGAAAGAUGCCAAACCGUUGCUGGGAGAGAGACAGCCACCCGCAGGCGACCCACCAGCUGCAGGCAAGAACGGCGAUGUGGCGGGGUCGGCGGAGAAGCCUGACGGAGGGUGGGGCUGGUGUGUCGUGCUGGCGGGGGCUACGUGCAUGAUGCUGGUGGUGUCUCAGGGACCCUGCUUCGGGGUGUUGUACGGGCAGCGGCUGAAAGAACUUGGCGCCUCACCCAGCCUGGCAACCUGGCUCUUCAACAUCCAGUCUCUCAUUUGGAACCUUGCAGGUCCGUGGGCGGGGCCGCUGACGGAGGUGGCGAGCUACCGGACCAUCGCCGCCUCGGGUUCCCUGCUGGCGGUGUCCUCCCUCUUCAUCUCGCCGCACGUCACCGACCCCCACCUGCUGCUCCUCACCGUGUCCACCAUUGUAGGUGUGGGCGGCGGGUUGACAAUCGUGUGCUGUUACCACAUGACGGCUCUCUACUUUAACAAGCGGCUGGGCCUCGCCAACGGCUUCGUGGUGGCCGGAGGCUCCCUCGGCCUCAUCCUGAUGCCGCAGCUCACCUCCCUCCUGCAGGAACAGUACCCCUUCAUGUGGGCCUCCUUCAUCCUGGGAGCCGUCGUCCUUCACGCCCCAGCGAUGAUGCUGCUGCUGCACCCGGUCAGCUGGCACAGCCGCCCCCCGCGCGCAGCCCAGCAGGUCCCGCAGGUCCCGUCCGUCGUUCCGUUGGUGAACGAUUAUGGCGUUGACAAGCGGCUAGAUUCUAUGAGGCAAGGCCUGCUCCGGGGUGCCUCCGUGCCUGUGGACCUGCUCAAGCUGGGAGGCGGUCUGAGGGUGGAUGUGGCCCAUUCCAAGAGACUUCGCACAGGCAGUGAGUGUCAGCACUCCGAGGGCCUGUUGAGGCGGGAUGUGGCCCGCCCCAAGAGACUCCGCACAUGCAGUGAGUGUCAGCACUCCGACGGUCUGUGGAUGGAACAGAGGGGCUCAGCUUUCCGGCUGGGAGGUAGCACCCUCGUGGCCGGCAGCGUGCUCACCCUCCAAAACGAAACGAUCACGGAGGAGGAACAGCAGAAGGGGAUCGGGGAACAGCCGAGUGCCUUGAGACGCGUGUGGCGCAAGUUCCGCUCCCAGUACAACGUGCAGCUGAUGAAGGACCCGCUGGCGACGAGCAUUGCCUUGGCCACCUGCUGCACCAUCACCAGUGCCGUCAACAUCGUCGCCAUCAUCCCCUUCGUGCUGGCGGAGGCGAACUACACUCUGCAGGAAACAGCCACAGCCAUGUCGGUGGCCGCCAUAGUGGACCUCUUCACCCGGCUCUUGGGGGCAGCGAUCGCAGACUGCCCUAAGGUGGACGUCCGUUUCCUUUACUUCUUCGCGCAGCUCAUCUACAUCGUGGUGCCCUACGUGCUGAUGCGCCACACGGGUCAGUGGGGCGUGGUGCUGGUGUGCAACGGGGCGCUGGGCGUGGGGCUGGGGCUGUUGUACGUGAUGGAUGUGCUGCUGGUGGUGCGGGUCCUCGGGGCGCACCGCAUGGCAGCUGUGUUCGGUAUGAGUCAGUUCUUCAGGUGCCUUGCCUUCACCGCCAUGGGCCCUAUCGGAGGCCAGCUAAGGGAGAUGACGGGCAACUUCCUCGCCACAUUCACCUUCCUCUCCGGCACCGUCACCCUGGGCUUCCUCCUCCUCACCUUCGCCACCUGCUCCAUGUCCUGCCGCCGACCAACCCCGCUGAACCCCACCAAGGAGUAGAGAGCUUUCCCCUCCCCCGCCCUCCCCUCCUCACGGCCAUGUAUCGGUUCACGUUUUUCUGUGACGGCUAUCGCGAUGAAGACCAAUUGUUAUUGUUAAUUGUUUAGAGGUUUCUCCAUCCGACAGACCGACUCUAUUGUCCUUGAAGACCAAUUUGACGAUCGAGUUAUGUAUGGUAUGGAAGGGUGUGACUGAAGUGAAUGGAUGCUUUCAUAUACGACACACAUCUACAUACAUACCAUUUACACACCGUUAACUUCUUACAUAUCGCUCGCUGAUCCUGCUCAUCGCUAAUAUGAUGGUAAUAGGUAUUCGUGUUCUUAAUUCAGGGCACACAUUUUCAUUGUCGCCACCUAGACAUAUCCAGCAGGGCGAUGACGUUUGAAGUGAAGAAGAGAGGAGAAGGAGAAGAGAGGAAGGGGAAGGAGUAGGAAAAGAAGAGGAAGGGUAGGAAAGGAAAGAGAAGGAGUAGGAAAUGAAGAAGGGGAAGGAGGAAGGAAGAGAAGAAGGGAAAGGGAAUGAAGUUGGGGUAGGAGGAGAAGGAGGAGAAGAAGUAGAAGGGGAAGGAACUGGAAAAGAAGGGUUAGGCAGAGAAGGAGGGGAAGGAAGAGAAAGAGAAGAAGGGAUAGAAGGGGAAGGAACUGGAAGAGAAGGAGGGGAAAGAAGAGAAAGAGAAGAAGUAGAAGGGGAAGGAACUGGAAGAGAAGGGUUAGGCAGAGGAGGGGAAGGAAGAGAAAGAGAAGAAGGGAUAGAAGGGGAAGGAACUGGAAGAGAAGGAGGGGAAAGAAGAGAAAGAGAAGAAGUAGAAAGGGAAGGAACUGGAAGAGGAGGGGAAGGAAGAGAAAGAGAAGAAUUAAGGGAAGGAACUGGAAAAGAAGGGUUAGGCAGAGAAGGAGGGGAAGGAAGAGAAAAAGAAGAAGGGAUAGAAGGGGAAGGAAUGUUCAUAUCUGUGUUCACGGCCGAAGUGUCUCCUGCCAAUAUAUCGAAGAUGCGGAUGGACAGACAGCCAACGUUGCCAGAUUGUCGUACUCAGCCUCCUAUGUUCGCUGAUUUCCGACCUCAGAACUUCCUCCUCGACCCCAAUUACUGCCUUCAUAUAUAGUCAUCGUUAAAAUGAUUAAUUAUUGGUAUUUUUGGCAAUAGCUAUGGCUCAGAAACCGGUAAAUACAAGGCUCUGAGUACGAUAAUCUGGCAACAGUGGGUCUGGCCUUCCAAACAUACAAGGGAACACUGUAGGCUGAGUAGGCUGUAUCAAACUAGGGUAGGCGGUGGCCGAACUGGUAGCGUACUGGACCCACAUUCGCCGCGUGAUGGACGACGCGGGUUCGAAUCCUCACGCAACCACUCGGAUUUUUCAGUCACCGCCGAGUGGCUUAAAACUACCCACAUGCUGUCCUGAAGACCACCCAUCAACCCGGACUCUAGAGGAAGCCGUCCAAGCGAAUCAAGAACGAGUUCCGGGGGGCAGCAUGAGCCAAUGCAAGAUGGCGCCACUAUAAACACUCGCCUGCGCCAGAACGGGCUGGGCCGACCAUCAGGCCCCACCUGGAAGAAGCCUUGGGCCGACCAUCAGGCCCCACCGGGAAGAUGCCUUCCGAUUAAAAAAGUUUCUGAAUGAUGACGAAUAGGUGAAACAAUAUCAUACCUUAGGGCGACCUUUAUGGAGAUUAAUGAACUUUUUGGAGCGUUCCGAUAAAAAGUUUCUGGUUGAUGACGAAUAUGUGAAACAAUAUCAUACCUUAGGGCGACCUUUAUGGAGAUUAAUGAACUUUUUCGAGCGUUCCGAUUAAAAAAGUUUCUGAAUGAUGACGAAUAGGUGAAACAAUAUCAUCUUAGAGUGACCUUUAUGGAGAUUAAUGAACUUUUUGGAGCGUUCCGAUUAAAAAAAGUUUCUGAAUGAUGACGAAUAGGUGAAACAAUAUCAUCUUAGAGUGACCUUUAUGGAGAUUAAUGAACUUUUUGGAGCGUUCCGAUUAAAAAAGUUUCUGAAUGAUGACGAAUAGGUGAAACAAUAUCAUCUUAGAGUGACCUUUAUGGAGAUUAAUGAACUUUUUGGAGCGUUCCUAUUAAAAAAGUUUCUGAAUGAUGGCGAGUAGUUGAAACGAUAGUAUCUUAGGGCGACCUUUAUGGAGAUAUUCGCCCGCGCUGCCAGGACUGCUGCAUUAUAUUUCGUAAAGAUCUAUGAUAUCUGCUUUACUAUGUGUACGUGUAUAUAUAUUUUUAUAUGUGACCAAUUUCUGUGUCGGUCGUUUCGUUUCGUUGUUUCGACACAGUGCCGUAUUCCAAUUACCUAUAUCCGUUGUUAUAUAAUUGUAUACCUAUAUUAUCUGUUGGAUAAUUUAUAUUUUUUGAUUCUUUGUGCACGUGAGAUUAUAAGAACACACACACACACACACACACACACACACACACACACACACACACAACACAGAAAAUUUACGUAUACAGCAGAUAUAAAACUCAUGUAUAUAAUGUACAUAAUUUUUAAGAAUAUUCUAAUGACAGCUAAAUGGGAGAAAAAAGUAACAAAAAAUAAUAAAUUGUUAUAUGCUCGUAGUCUUUGAAUUUCCCGCGUGACGUCACAGCGAGGCGAGGAGGAGCAAGGCAUGGCGGAUGAUGGCGGAAGCGGCUGUUUAUUUUGUGAUGUACUGCCUGAGGAAGAGGACAGUGCUGAGGGGCCCCGUGAGGAGCCUCUUGAGAAAGGCUGGCGGGGGCGUGCUGAUGCCUGGCUGGCGUGUAUCAAGGAAGCGGAGUAGUAAGGCGUUUAUCCCCACGCUCACCACCACCACCAUCAGUGACUGCCCAAAGAACUUGACUGUGCAGAGAGAAAUUUUAUUUUUAAGACAAAACCUUGGCAGUAGGGGAGACACUUAAGGGAAAGCUCAUUAAACCUUCAUUACCUUAUCUCUGCAAAAGAAUAGGGAAGGACAGAUUUGAUAAAGUUACAGAAGCUUGCAUUGCUCAUCCCUGUGCAACCUUGGCAAACAAAGCAGGAAGAAUUAACUAAAUAGUGACAAAAUCUUGUAUGACCUUUGUCCACACAUGAAAGCAAGUUAGCAGGUACUUAAUACAAUUGUAAAAACUUG